AAAGAUUGGCUAUUUAAAAUUGACGACCAGCAAGGUUUAUUUGAAAAUACCAGAAAAUUUUUUGAGACCAACUUUGAAAGAGAAAAUGUAAAAUGGCUUUCCAAAUUUUAUAUAACUAUAAAACAAGAAAUUUUGCAUGGUUAUAAUUAUUUGCAAGAAUUAAGCACAUUGGAUAAAACUAAUUACAACGAAAAUCACUUUAAUGAUCUCAAUAGUUUGAUAAGUAAUUUCGAACAAGAAUUCAGUAAUUGUCAAAAGCAAUUAAUAAAGCCAGAAAUAAUAGCCAGACAUGCGAAAAUAAUUAAUCAAAAAGCACAUAAAUUUCUUGAAGAGUGUUAUACCUAUUUAAUAGAUUACAAGCAAAAACUUAAUCGAGAUAAUUACAAGGAUGAAAUUACAAAAAUUGAUGAGUUACUAGAAAAAUCCAACGAACCAGACAAAUUAAGAUUAUUUAUUGAUAUACCUGCUAAGGUUUAUGAUUUUGAAAAUUUAAUCAAAAAUAAGAUUAUUGCAAAUUAUGAAGCAUUUGUAAAGGAUUUGAAUUCAUUAAAAGAAAGUGUAAAUAAUUUGCCUGUUGAAACAGUAAAUAGUCUGAAUGAAAUCUCAAAUGAUCUGGUAGUGGUCAUGGAACAAUUAAAUGAUCCAGGACCAUAUCAUGAAUUAGCAAACAAGGCGGCUGAGCUUAUUAUCAGUGGUAAUAAUGUUAUUUCAGAA
This is a messenger RNA of Dentiscutata erythropus, 714 nucleotides long. Lineage: Eukaryota; Fungi; Glomeromycota; Glomeromycetes; Diversisporales; Gigasporaceae. The record is from the annotation of a GenBank genome assembly.